AUUUGCUGUGAAGUUUCCAAACAUAAAGAAAAAGAAAGAAAGAACAAAGGAAAAGAAGCAUGGAUUCUUUGCCAACUGCACGAAAACCAUCGCCUUCAUCAGCAGGAGGCUUAACAACAUUAAAGCCAUCUCCGUCAUCAUUAGGUGCAGGAGUCAAUCGAGAUCAACAAGUCGAAAAACUUCUCAAAGAAGUUAAACAACUUAAACAAAAAGUCGACAUUCUUGACAAAGAGAACAUUGCAUUGAAAAAGAGCAUUUAUGACCUAUCUACUCGCUACGCAGCGUCUAUAUCUCAAGGUGGACUACCCUAUAGACCAGGACCUUUUGUCAUUGCAGACACAUCACCAGGUUCAAAAGGAAUGAUUACAAAGGCACAAGAGAUGAUUACAAAGGCAGUACAGGAAGCAGGUGGUCAUGAUACAUUCCAGUCUGCUGGAAAGUACCCACACGAUUCUCGCGAUGGUAAAGCGUUCCAGAUGCGCUAUGAGUUAAAGGGUCACACAGGUGCUGUUUAUACCGUAGAGUUUUCUCCAAAUGGUGCUCUUUUGGCAUCCGGAUCUUUUGACAAGACCGUUCGUAUCUGGGAUACAGCAUCUGCACAAAAAGAGGCAAGACACGCCCUGAAUGUAUCCGAUCUUUCAUGGACUUCAGACUCUAGUAUGCUUUUGUCAGGUGCCUAUGAUGAAACUUGUAAAACAUGGGAUGUAGAUAGUGGCAAACUAGUAGGAAGCUAUGACACUGAGGGAUUUGUUCAAUGCGUUGGAUGGGACUUUGUGGAUUCGAAUAUAUUUUACUAUGGUACAUCUCGAAAGGUACUUGCCGUGAUAGACGUUAGAACCGAUGGUCCAGCAGCCGCAAUCAUUCGAAAUGACGCAAUGGUCAAUACACUAUACCCAUCUCGGGAUGGCGUUCAUGUCAUUACAGGAGAUGCACAAGGAAUGCUUAAGGUGUGGGAUAUCAGAUCCAAGCAAUGUAUAUCAGCAGUAGCAAAUGAUUCAGGAAAAAUGCCAAUCACUCACAUUUCAAUCGGAAGAAGAAGAACAGAUGCUUCUCGUAGAGCUGUGGAUGAUUAUGAUGAACCAAGGUACAUGGCCGUCAAUAGUUAUGAUAACCUGAUGCGAGUAUAUGAUCGAGGCAUGGAUCCUCCAAAAUCAGAACUACGUAUAGUACACGCAUUAAAAGGCUUCAAGAACAAGAACUGGCCUAUCAAAGGAUCUUUCUACUGUGGAAGUGGUUACAACUCUUCGAUUAUCAGUCGACCUACGGUUCCUUUCAUCAAUGAUCUUUACAGUGAUCCUGAUUUGGUUUCUAAUCCAGGAGAGUAUUUUGAUGUAGCUGAACCGAAAGAAGAAAAAAGUGUCCUGUUGGCUACAGGAAGUGCUGAUCCAUAUGCAUAUCUUUACAAUGUUGGAGAAGAUAGUGCAGAAUUAAUGCAGCGAUUGGAAGGGCACACGGAUAGAGUCUAUGCAGUAAAUUUCCACCCCACUGAGCCAAUUCUUGCCAGUUGUUCUGCAGAUUGUACUGUCAAGGUCUGGGGACCUAGUCCGUCAAGGGGAAAGAAAAAGGCGAUUAUCUAGAAACUAUAUAUAUAUUAUUCGAGAAAAG
Messenger RNA from Phycomyces blakesleeanus NRRL 1555(-), 1605 nucleotides. RefSeq lists its product as hypothetical. Lineage: Eukaryota; Fungi; Mucoromycota; Mucoromycetes; Mucorales; Phycomycetaceae. The transcript is spliced from 10 exons. Bases 60 to 1577 code for a protein of 505 amino acids. The record is from RefSeq and is a predicted model, not a curated record. Gene Ontology annotation, molecular function: protein binding.